AUGCCUUACGAUCCGAACGCCCACUACAGCGGGCCCGGCGGCUUCCACUAUGGCACUCCUGCGCAACAAUUCGGGCAGGCGAAGAUGUCUCAGGCACAGAGACAGGCUGCAGGGCAAGCGCAGUAUCCACCGCAAGGCUCGAAUAGCAUCUACUCGCAGCCGGUCCCACAGCAGCCAACGCAAUACCAACAACCCGUAGAUUACUCCCGGAUGCAAUACUCCACGUCACAAUACCAAGGCCAUUCAUCUUUUUACCGAACACCACAAUCUGUGCCGCAUUCACAGAGUGUCCAGCAACCAUAUAUAUCGCCACCGAAUCGCCCGAGUCAGAUACAGCAGAACACGCAGUACUCACCAGAUCCGUUGCAGUACUAUCAAGCGCAAUCGAAUCCACGACAGGCCACUCAACCACCAGGUCGUCAGCAGUACCAGCAGCAACAGGCGCCUCCGCAACGCCCUGCGCCCCAGCAAUCUCGACCUCAACCUUCACCCGUCGCCUGGCAGAACCCACCACCUCAGCAUUGGCCAAAGUUUCCGCCGCCUCCUGAUCAGCAAUCUUUUGCCCAUCAAGCGCAGAGACAGCAGAACGUGCAGCAGUCUUUCCAGCAGAAUCAGCACCAGACGCAACGGCACCCAUCGCAAGCUAGGCCAUCGUCAGCUACUUCACAGAGAUCAUCCAUCGGCAUUCCGCAGCCGUCCCCGCAACCCGCGCCGCGAUCUUUGCAAGCUCGUCAUUCUCCCAUUCUGGCACGCUCGCCGUCUGCGAACCAGCCUCAGAGACAGAUGCCGCCGGCGCCUCGACCUCAGCAGAUCCAGCAGUCACCUCGACUACCUAAUGCUCUCCCAAAGCCACCCGUGGUCAAUCAAGUCCCAGUAACACCAAAGGCCAUGCCCCAGCAUCAAGCUCAGCAUCAACCACCAUCGAUGUACCCUCCUGGCACAGUUGAUCCAACGAUGCUUCAGCGAAGGAUCUUGACUCCCGUAAUACCUGUCCAGAAGGCUCCACCUAAAGCUCAGCAGGCCGAGUAUGCUUCGAGUGGUCACUCACCGAAGCGUCGAAGAUCGAAUGAAGGACAAGCCAUUCCUGUAUGUGAGCCUUCGAAGGAAACUCUGCAGUAUUCAUGGACCCAGCGCGUCAAGCAGACCGCACCAACUUCCUCGCCUUUGACAGAGUUGGCAUCCUCACAGUUUCCACCAACUCCGACACCGGCCAACAUUGACUAUCAAGCCGUCUUGUUGAACCUGUCGAACGAAUACAUCAGCGCCGCUUACAACAUGAGUUCGACCCUGGCCACACCCGAAGUGUCAGAGGAACAGCUUGACGAUUAUCAUAGUCUGCUGUCAACAGGGAUGGGGUGCCUGGAGUCUGCCUUGAAGAACUUCCGCGCUAUGGACGCUCGGAUGGAAGCUCGCAUACGUCUGCGACUUGCGUCUCUCCUCUUUGAGGAGACAGACAACGACACCGAAGCAGAGGAGAUCCUGAGCAAAGGUCUUUCUGCCUGCGAGCGUGCUAGACUCCCAGAACUCAAAUAUGCCAUGCUUCACCUGCUGGCGCGAUUGUGGUACAAAGGAGGCAAGUCGAAAGCUGCCAUGAAAGCAGUCGAGAAGCACAUUACGGAAGUGGAGAAGCUCAACCUUGUGCACUGGAUCUACGCUUUUCGAUUCUUGCGCGUCUCACUCGGCCUGCAGGCAGACAACAGCUAUGUUGAGUCCUCAGCGCUUGUCCGACAGCUCACUGCGAUCAAUGCCGUCGCUGAUCGACAGCAAGACGUGGCGGUACAGAUUGUGGCUUCUGGCAUGGAAGCACUUAUUCAUCUCCGAUCUCGUACUCCCGACAGUGUCGACCUUGCACAAAGGGCUCUGGCUGCAGCACGCAUGCAUCAAAUGUCGCACGAGAUGGCGUCUAUGCCGCAGGCUACGGCUUUGCUAAACUACGUCGACCUUGGCUGUAGCAUCAUGCACUUCAAGCCUGAACAAGCGAGUGCCAAGGUGGAACUCAUGCAAGCUGACCUGAACUCGAUGAACCGUCAAUCGAGCUGGUGCAAUGACGGCAGCUGGCACGUGCAAUUGGGUGCCAUCAGAACGUCAUCCGCCAACAUUGACGCUGAUACUGGUGGCGUAGUGCGAAUAUUCGAUGGACAGCCAUCGUUAGUCUUCAAGUGGUUUACCAAGAUCCAGGUAUACAUCCUUACGUACAUGUUUAGCAGCUUGUCUAGCAUGCACAAGAAUGCCAACCCUGAACAGAAAGCCGAAGCACUCCUCAACGAAGCUCUUAAGCUGAGCAAAUUACCGAUUGAGGAUGCACAACAAUCCAUGUCCGCUGCCUCGGCCCAGUACAACACGCAAAGACUCCUUCGCGUCAACCUGCGCCUAUAUGUGAUCUUCGCAUUCUGUGGUCGCAGUGAUUGGGAUAAGGCCUUGAAGGGCAUCGAGAACAUCCGCAAAGACAUCGACGAGCUCGAAGAAGAUCCUGGAGCAGACAUUACGAGUCUGAUUGCAUACCUCGAAGCUGUCUGCAAGCACGGCUUAGCAGACCUCCAGGGCGCUCUUGAUCUAUAUCACUCACCUCAUCUCAAGGUGCCCACUCAAAUGGAUGCUAAGUCUGCUGCCGGAAGCAUCAGUCCGAUACGCGUACUCGCAGCGCUCAACAGUAUCAUGAUCAUGCGGCAUUUUGGCAGACGCGAAGAGGCCGAUCGACUUCUGACGAUCGUCGAGCCAGCUUGUCUCGUCAAGUCAACAAGCUAUGGCAGCGAGUAUGGCAGCAAGGCGAUCGAGUCUGCUUUCAUGAUCUUGAAGGCUACGGAGCCUCGCGACAGAGCGGCCGACAACCAGAUCCUUAAGACGAAGCAACAUUUGCAAGUUGCCGUCAACGCAGCCAAGAUCGCACUUAACAACCAGUUGUUGUGCAUUGUCAUGAACAUCAUGACUGAUCUUUUCUUUCACAAUAUUGUGGGCGACCAAGCUGAGAAGUCUGCUAGGGCCGGACGUACUCUUGCGAAGAAGUCCCAAGAUAAGCUCUGGACUGCGGUAGCGGAUCGUAUGUAUGGCAAUACUUUGGAGAAGUGUGGCAAGGGUGCGGAGGCGGCUGCUGUGAGACGAGAAGCGCAGGAGGCGAUGGAGCGUAUGCCAGAGUCGCUCAAGACUGCGUUGCUGGCUGAGGAGAUGGGCGGAUCGUGA
Molecule: messenger RNA, 3177 nt
Organism: Fulvia fulva
Lineage: Eukaryota; Fungi; Ascomycota; Dothideomycetes; Mycosphaerellales; Mycosphaerellaceae
Exons: 1
Coding region: 1-3177 (1058 amino acids)
Biological process (GO): maintenance of mitotic sister chromatid cohesion; mitotic sister chromatid cohesion
Cellular component (GO): SMC loading complex; chromatin
Molecular function (GO): protein binding; double-stranded DNA binding
Source: RefSeq, a predicted model, not a curated record